UGAUGUCUCACUUUCUGCGGCAGAACUUUAAUCAGCCCUGUCUCCUGAAACUGAAGACCGUUCCCUUCUAGAUAAUACAGAAAUAGAACCGUGGCCCCUGGCCAAAGAUAUCCGUCUCUCCUGGCCUGACUUCUCUCUCCGAUCCACUGAAGGAGAAUGGCGUUGCUGCUGCUGGAAGGGCUGCUACAGCAUUCACAGGGUCCUCAGCCAGACUCCUCUCUUCUUCCACCUCAGGUUGGAGUCUUCACAGGCACUUCCAGGUCUUCAGAUGACACUGCUUUUCCAGUCGAUGGUCCUGUUUCUUUGACAUUUGGGAUGGACUCCAGGCACUCCAUCAUGAGCCAAUCUUCACCGCUGCUCUCUAAAGCUCUCCACAAGAGCACUUUAGGAGGUCUUCCAUUUGCCAGCGAUGUCCAGAUCCUCCAAAGGACUACUUCAGGUUUUAUAGCUCCAGGCUACUCACACCAGUCCCCCACAGCAUGCACAAUUUAUACUCGAAAUGACCCCAACUGGAGCGAUAAAGGCCAGUCCAGAUAACCCUGGAAAUCCCUUAAAAAUGUGGACUGGAGGUACCAUUAGGAAAGUAAAAAGUGUGAGAGGGCACAAAUAAGAUUACGUCACGUUUUGCACUUGUGAGAAUGGGCAUUCACCAUGAAACAUUGCCUAGUACAGGUCCAGCUGUGCCCACCUCCACCCACAGUGCCCUCACCAGCUGCACACUGAGGCACAUCUGCGGGUAACCACCUCACUGACUGAAGAGCGCGGGAAGCAGCAUCACGUGAUCUGGAGAGGGAAUCCCUUGACGUCACUGCCUAAUCUACAUAUCUAUCGUCAGGAGAGGGAGGAUCUCCCCAGCCCAUGGUGUGUGUCUACUGAGGGAUAUUUAAAGGAAUGGGGAGGAACAGAACAGAUGGAACUGAGCAUCUGCCACACAGAGGACCCAGGCAGAAGACAGGAACAACAGACAGGUGUCAGCAACAGGGGAAAUACAGAUAUUGAAAUGACCCUAAACAAAAUAGAGAAACUGGGGAGUAUGCGGCAACACAGAGGAAGUCUUCCUCUUCCAGCGGACUCACGUCGGCGAGGUAGUAUGCCUUUGCCCUACAAGCAUCAGUUGAGGCGUGCACAAGCUGUAGAUGAGCUUGACUGGCCAAGUGUCCAUUCCGGGUCAUCUGACUCUGUGAGGUCUUCAGACAGUAGCUCGGAGCCUGGUGUCUAUAAAGUGAUGCUGCUUGGUGACAGUGGAGUAGGAAAGACAACUCUUGCUGGCAUAUUUGGAGGCACACAGGACACAUUCUCCCAUGAGUCUGAACAUCCAGAAGACACCUAUGAGAGAAAUCUAAUAGUGGAUGGAGAGAAAACAACACUAAUGGUAUAUGAUAUCUGGGAACAGUCAGGGCCACGUACCUGGAUGCAAGACAAUUGUCUACAGAUGGGUGAUGCUUUUCUUCUAGUCUUCUCAGUGACAGAUCGUGGUAGCUUCCAACGUCUGCCAGGUCUUCUUCUAAGGUUACGCACCACCCGUCCACAUCGACACAUUCCAGUUAUUCUGGUUGGCAAUAAAGGAGAUCUAGCACGCUCUAGAGAGGUCAGCAUGGAAGAGGGACGCUCCCUGGCUGGCAUGUUAAGCUGUAAGUACACAGAGACAUCUGCUGCCCUUCACCAUAAUACUCAGGAGCUGCUUGAAGGGGUUGUCAGGCAGAUUCGUUUACGAAAGGAUGAAGGAGAACGUCCUCCUCAGACAGCCACCCUCUUGCCACCAGGACGUAGAGAGAGUUUGACAAAAAGAGCAAGGCGACUGUUGCAAGGGAUUAUGGGGAAACAUAGAGGAUUCUUCAAGCAAAGAUCGAAAUCGUGUCAUGACCUAUCUGUGCUGUGAACUAUCCCCACCAUGUGCCUCAAGGGAGACAUGUGGCCAGUCUAACUGAGGAGGCCCUUAUCACCAUCCGACAUGGGGCUAUAUCAAUAGCAUAUGUGCUCCAAAGAAUAUCCACAUCGUCAAGCAAACCUGGACUUGUGAUCAAGCAGGAAUGGCACAAUAUAUCACCAUAUUUAAGCUCACUGCUUGAUGUGGCAUUCAUGAAAUAUUCAUUCCAUUUCUAAAGGUUGCAAUUGCUUAAUGAUUAAUAACAGGAUAAUGUUGCAUUUUCCUCAUUUUGUAAGUGUUGCCCCCUCCUGUUUAUUGACAAUAAUCUACUGCAAACUGCAAAAAGAAUACAAGUGUAUAGCCAAAUCGUCCUUGAUUGUACUUUAUUUUACGAUCAAAAACUCCCAUAAGUACACAGUGUCCGA
Messenger RNA from Bufo bufo (common toad), 2292 nucleotides. RefSeq names its product RRAD and GEM like GTPase 2 (gene REM2). The record is from RefSeq and is a predicted model, not a curated record. Gene Ontology annotation, molecular function: calcium channel regulator activity; GTP binding; GTPase activity. Gene Ontology annotation, cellular component: plasma membrane. The transcript is spliced from 5 exons. NCBI's taxonomy places the organism in Eukaryota, Metazoa, Chordata, Amphibia, Anura, Bufonidae. The coding region runs from base 911 to 1879 and encodes 322 amino acids. Gene Ontology annotation, biological process: negative regulation of high voltage-gated calcium channel activity.